Plectropomus leopardus (leopard coralgrouper) is the source of this 1021-nucleotide messenger RNA. The record is from RefSeq and is a predicted model, not a curated record. NCBI's taxonomy places the organism in Eukaryota, Metazoa, Chordata, Actinopteri, Perciformes, Serranidae.
GUUUGGGGCAGGUCCUGGAGUUUAUGUACACAGCUAAGCUGAGUUUAAGUCCACAGAAUGUAGAAGAUGUACUUGCCGUCGCUAACUUUCUGAGGAUGCAAGAGGUUGUGAAUGCUUGCUCUGCGUACCAGUCAAUGGCAAACCCAGCUCCGUCCCUCAUAUCACUGGAUUUUGCCGUUGAAGAAAAACAAGGGGAAGAAGAACAGAAAGAGGAGCUGGAGAGCAAAAUGUCAGAAGUAGCAACUCAAGCAGAAGAAAGUCCAAGCACCCCCACAGAAGAGAAGGAGCCCACACGAAAUCUGGAAAAUUUAAAGGAAGACAUCUCCACUGAAACACAACAGGCUGUUUCUCGGCCCAACCCCGCCAGAACCCACUCAGGCCGAGGCCGACCGCCCAAAACCAGCUCCCUCUCUGCUCAGAAGAAGAUAUCUGUAAAGAGGGAGGAAGAGAGUGCUGCACAAGAUGCUCCUGGAUUUCAGGACGACCCCUCUGACGCCGACUACACGCCAAAAUCACAGUUGAAAUCCGCUGGCAGCUCCUCCUACAUGAGUUCUCGUGGGAGAAGAAUCAGAAAACCUCCUCGACGAAAUUUCCCACCUGACAAUGAGUCAGAGGAAGAGGGCAUGUCUAAGACAGAAAUUGAAAAAACAGUGGCAGAGCAGGCAGAAGUGGCUGAAGGAAAGGAGGACAACUGUGUGGAGAUUGGCGAUGGGGAAGCUGAUGAUGAAGACGACUCUGGAGAGGAAGAUGGGGAGGUCAGCGAGCAGGCGGAAGAAGUCGAAUCAGGCACCGAGAGAGACGGAAGACAAACUCAGUCGACGUCUAUGAGCAGCCGAUCUGAAUCAAAGCCGUACAGCUCUGUCACGCAUGAAUGUGAGGACUGUGGUAAGAAAUUCACCCACACGGGAAACUUCAAGAGACACAUGCGCAUUCACACAGGAGAGAAGCCGUUCAGCUGUCGGGAUUGCAACAAGGCUUUCUCUGACCCUGCAGCCUGUAAAGCCCAUGAGAAAACACACAG